Messenger RNA from Zerene cesonia (dogface butterfly), 1755 nucleotides. Its product is annotated as carboxypeptidase Q-like. Lineage: Eukaryota; Metazoa; Arthropoda; Insecta; Lepidoptera; Pieridae. Gene Ontology annotation, biological process: proteolysis; peptide catabolic process. The record is from RefSeq and is a predicted model, not a curated record. Gene Ontology annotation, molecular function: metallodipeptidase activity. The coding region runs from base 80 to 1498 and encodes 472 amino acids. The transcript is spliced from 3 exons.
CCUGUGCGUUUAUUAUUCAAGUCCAGAACAUUAUCAAAGUCCUCGAGUAAGGACGUGUUACACGAUAAGAGUGUUUACGAUGUAUCUAGCAAUAUUUAAAUUGAUACUUGUAAUUAUUCUGAGUGAAGUGCAAAGUGCGCCAAGGAAGCCUUAUUCUGAAUUAAAGUCGUGUGAUAUUGGCAAUUUAGCUGAUGAAAUAGCGUCUUAUGAUACCGUGGUUCGGGAUAUUAUGGAUUAUGUCAUUUCCGGCCCAUUCAAAGGGAAGACAUAUCACGAAUUGGCAAAAUUUGUAGACAAGUUUGGUGCCCGAAUAUCAGGGUCCCAAGUUCUCGAAGAUUCUAUAGAUUAUAUGAUAGAGUUGACUCAGGAAGAGGAGCUUAACGAGAUUAUGACCGAAGAGCUUGAGGUUCCUCACUGGGUGAGAGAACAAGAAAAAAUUACUAUGUUGGAACCACGUUCGAAACUUAUUGCAUUAUUGGGGCUCGGGAAAAGUGUCAGUACUCCGCCGGAGGGAAUUACAGCAGAAGUUAUUGUAUUUUCUAGUUUCGAAAAACUUGAUGAAACCCCUGCUAAAGACAUAGAAGGGAAAAUAGUAUUAUACGACCCAGUAUUUACAACAUAUGGUGAAACUGUUGUAUACAGAUCUCAAGGUGCCGCUAAAGCAGCUUCAAAAGGCGCUGUUGCAUCUUUAGUCAGAUCCAUAGCACCAUUUUCAAUUUAUACACCACACACUGGCUCACAAUAUUAUGCCGAAAAUGUUACAAAAAUACCUACUGCAGCAAUUACUUUAGAAGACGCAGAUUUAAUCCGCAGAUUCUAUGACAGAGGCGAAAAAGUUGUUUUAAAUAUUAAAAUGAUAAGCUCAUAUGAAACUAAAAUUUCCAGAAAUACCAUUAUAGAUUUGAAAGGCAAAGAUAAUCCAGAAAAAUUAGUCAUUGUUUCUGGUCAUAUUGAUAGCUGGGAUGUCGGUCAAGGUGCUAUGGACGAUGGCGGUGGUUUAUUUGUUAGUUGGGCCGCUCCUGUCAUUUUAAAAAGAUUGAAUUUAAGACCGAAACGAACAGUGCGCACUAUUUUUUGGACGGCCGAAGAGUUUGGAUUAAUAGGAGCUUAUGCAUAUGAAGAGAAACACCGAAAUGAGAGUCAAAAUAUAAAUUUUAUUAUGGAAUCUGAUGAAGGGACAUUUGCGCCAUUAGGAUUGACCGUUGCUGGAACACAAGAAGCUCGUUGUAUUAUUGGCGAGAUAUUAAAAUUAUUCGAGUCAAUCAAUGCUUCGACAUUAGUUGAAUCUGGUAAUGCAGGGUCUGAUAUACAAGUGCUAAUAAAUACUGGAGUACCAGGAGCUAGCUUGCAUAAUGCAAAUGAAAAGUACUUCUGGUAUCACCAUACAGAAGGAGAUACUAUGAAUGUGGAGAGCCCCGAGGAACUUGACUUGUGUACCGCUUUCUGGACAGCACUCGCCUACAUCAUCGCUGAUAUUUCUGUUGAUAUACCUCGAUAAAAACAUAAUACAUGGUUCCUAUUCUCUAUAUCAUUACUACGUUGUUUAUUGAUUAAACUGAUGAUAUAAUUACAUUAAAUCACAUUUGUUUUACGCAAUAUGUGUAUAUAUUUAAUUAAGUAAAUAGUUUUUUCCUGACAAACACAACAAACAACAAACAAAACAGACUACUUAAAAAUAAAAUUGGGUUUUCGGUGUCAGUAUAUUUUAAUAAUAAUUUUGCGCGUUUGCUUUGCAAUGUUUAAUAAGAUUAAUUA